AUUUCCAUCAAAGGGAAGGGUGCACUAUGUGGAAUUGCAUAUUGAUAAAAAAGAAGCCAUAUUCACUUGUUCUGAAUAUCCGGUCUUUCUAACAGCAUUAUUUUGAAGGAUGCAGCCGGAAGUCGUAGCGUUGAUUGUCCUAUUCGUCGCUUGAUUAACAGACUACGUUGGUUAUUGUACUGUCACCGUGUGGGACGAUACAGGAAAUUCAGUACUACAACAAACCAAAGAGCCUGGCUGGAUUUCAUCAUGUGCGGAAGUUGAGAGAGUACCGGGCUGUGUUAGUGUCUGCUCUGUACUCAACCUUCACGUCACACUCAACAGACGUUCUACGACACCAGUUAUUUCGAAGAUCGAGAAUGGACGACCGUCCCAACGAAACGCCGCUGUUUACAUUCGGCGUGAUAGCUGACAUCCAGUACGCAGAUAUCGACGACGGAUACAAUUACACCCGGACGAGGAGGCGGUACUACCGGAGCAGCCUCCAGCUGCUGAGAAAUGCACAGAAAAGCUGGUCCGAGUCGGCUAUCAAACCAGAGUUUAUCCUCCAGCUGGGAGACAUUAUCGACGGCUUCAACAAGGGCCACGACGCCUCUGACCAAGCGCUGGACACCGUGCUGAGAGAGUUCAGCUCCAGUCGUGUUCAGGUCCACCAUGUGUGGGGUAACCACGAGUUUUAUAACUUCAGCAGGAGCGCGCUGCUGCGUUCGAGGCUCAACAGCACGCUCCACACGGAGAGAUGCCUGAGCGAAGUCCAGGCUGGCAGUGAGAUGUACGCCUACCACUUCAGCCCGGUACCCGGGUUCACGUUCGUUGUGCUGGAUGCUUACGAUGUGAGCCUGCUGGGCAGAGAGAAGUCCAGUGAAGAGUACAGCGAUGCUAUGAAUGUGAUAAAACAGCACAACACCAACGAGGAUCUCAACUGUCCCCCAGUGUGUAAUGGCCUGCUGCAGAGGUUCACGAUGUUCAACGGUGGGUUCAGUAAGGACCAGCUGGACUGGCUGGAUUCUGUUCUGUCCUUGGCCGAUGACAAACGGGAAAGAGUCACAAUUAUCAGUCACCUCCCUGUCCACCCCUGCUCCACAGAUGACAUCUGCCUCGCCUGGAACUUCGAGGAGCUCCUGGCCAUCAUACGGUCCCACAGCAGUGUGGUGUGUUUCAUGGCUGGACACGACCACGACGGUGGAUACUACCAGGACAAAGACACAGGAGUGCACCACAUGACGUUAGCGGGGGUGAUUGAGACUCCACCUGACAGCAACGCCUUUGGCACAGUGUCUGUGUAUGAGGACAGGAUGGUGCUGAAGGGGAACGGGAGGAUCACUGACCGACGCUUUCUGUUUCCCAUUCCAAGUGACACAGAUCAUGCGGCGAUAUGACGCAUGCUGUUAUUAAGAUUCAUGCAAUACUGAAGCUGUCAAGGAAAUAUAAUGUCUGUGUUUGGAGAGGUUUCCUGCAUGGCUCAUCUAGAGGAUGUUUGUUACAUUCUCUGGAGAAGUCUAGGAAUUUUACACUGGUCACUUUACAGUUUUACUCCGAUGAAAAACACUCACAAAUUAACUCACUUCAUUAGUGGAAGUACUGUCAUUUUUCAUUACUUUAGUUAUAAGAAGAGCCAAGGUGGAAAUACUUUCAAUUGUGAAGCAAUGACAACUAUUUCAAAAACACAGAGCCACAUUCUGUGUUUUUAGAGUGUCCACUUACCUCAGCAAAGCAAAUGCAGUACCUCAAAUACUUGAUUGCACUUAUGAGUUUAUAUUAUUUAUUAUCCGGACAAAGUGUGAAGUAUAUCUUAUACACUGGUUGUGUUUUCAUUUGGAGUUUAAAUGAUAUCACUUGCAUAUUUAUACACACAUUUUAAGAAUGAAUAGAUUUGUAUUGAUGCCUUUCUGCAUGUUGCAGAUUGCACAUACAGAAAAUGAUUUUCUUUUACUGUUAAUUGCAGAGCAAUUUAUUGUGCAAUGUAGUGAGAUUUGAUCGGUGCAGUGUAUUGCUAACCACCUGAUAUAAAUCCCAGUUAGAAGUUAGAAGUUCUGCACAAGAUGAUUCACAAUGUAAAACAAUAUAACGAAUAAUAAAAAAUAUACCAUCAUUAGUUCUGUGCAGAUCUAAA
Messenger RNA from Anarrhichthys ocellatus (wolf-eel), 2113 nucleotides. RefSeq names its product ADP-ribose/CDP-alcohol diphosphatase, manganese-dependent (gene adprm). The transcript is spliced from 3 exons. Gene Ontology annotation, molecular function: 2',3'-cyclic-nucleotide 2'-phosphodiesterase activity; ADP-ribose diphosphatase activity; manganese ion binding. The record is from RefSeq and is a predicted model, not a curated record. Lineage: Eukaryota; Metazoa; Chordata; Actinopteri; Perciformes; Anarhichadidae. The coding region runs from base 360 to 1379 and encodes 339 amino acids.